Messenger RNA from Achroia grisella, 3539 nucleotides. RefSeq names its product serine/threonine-protein kinase unc-51 (gene Atg1). Gene Ontology annotation, cellular component: autophagosome; cytoplasm. Gene Ontology annotation, molecular function: ATP binding; protein serine/threonine kinase activity. The transcript is spliced from 17 exons. Bases 279 to 2714 code for a protein of 811 amino acids. Gene Ontology annotation, biological process: positive regulation of autophagy; peptidyl-serine phosphorylation; axon extension. The record is from RefSeq and is a predicted model, not a curated record. Lineage: Eukaryota; Metazoa; Arthropoda; Insecta; Lepidoptera; Pyralidae.
GCAACUUUAUUUUAUACUUCGCACUCGCAAAAUCAACACAAAAUAGAAUCACUUUUACACAUUUUUCAUUCAUUGUGUGUGGUGUUUAGUUAAACAAUAAUGAUGAUAUAAAGUGUAUACAGUGAAAAUAAUAUUGUCAUUUACGGAGAAUAGGAAGUGAUUAUGAGCCAACUGUGAUCAUAAUGUAGCACGUAAUCAAGUUCCACAAUACAAUACAGUAUUCUAAAAUUAUUGAUCUUUUGUUGUAAAAAAAGACUGUAAAUAAAUAAACUGUAAAAAUGUCUGUGGUUAAAGGGAAAUUAGUGAAAAUGGAAGUAACGCAAGUAGGCGACUACGAAUUCACCAAACAAGAUAUAAUAGGUCAUGGGGCCUUUGCAAUGGUUUACAAAGGAAGGAGGAGAAAGAAUCCAUCUCAAUGUGUGGCUGUGAAAGUGGUAACGAAGAAAGGCAUACAGAAAGCAUCUGAGAUCCUCGUAAAAGAAAUCAAGAUUCUCCGAGAACUGACGGCGCUGCACCACACCAAUCUCGUCGCGAUGCAUGAUUGCAUGGACAGUCCUGCUUAUGUGUACGUCGUUAUGGAGUACUGCAAUGGCGGUGACCUGGCCGACUAUCUACAAGCAAAUCGGCAGCUCACCGAAAGCACCAUCCGUCUAUUUCUACGACAGCUGGCGGAGGCGAUGCGAGCCAUCCACGCCAAAGGCAUAGUCCAUCGAGACUUGAAGCCACAGAACAUCCUCCUCACACACAACGUCGCGCCGCCUCGCCUGCCGCAUCCCUCCGAAAUUAUUCUAAAAAUUGCUGACUUCGGCUUUGCAAGGUUUCUCGAAGAAGGAAACAUGGCCGUCACACUUUGUGGCUCACCAAUGUACAUGGCACCAGAGGUUAUAAUGUCGUUAAAGUACGAUGCUAAAGCCGACCUUUGGAGCCUUGGAACAAUUGUAUACCAGUGCCUAACUGGUAAAGCUCCUUUCCAAGCUACAACACCACAUGAACUUAAAGCCUUCUACGAGAACAGUCAUGGCCUUCAGCCCAAAAUGCCACUAGGCACAAGCGAAGAGUUAUGCAACCUUCUCAUCGGUCUUCUACGACGAAAUCCACGUGAGCGCAUGACCUUCGAAGUAUUCUUCAACCAUCCGUUCCUCCAACGUCCACGCACUACGUCCAUUACAAGUUUGGACAUCGAUACGCCUGACAUAUUGGACAGCGAUCUAGAGAGCGGGGACAAUACUAACAGUUACCUAGUGGAUUCGUGGAAACAUCAGGCUUGUACAAGUUCGAACAAUGCUGCUGCGGGCAGUUCCGUGGGGCGAGCCACUGUGCGCGGCAUGAGUGCAGUCCCCGCGGCAGCGCCAGCCCCGGCCUCCGCCCCGGUGUCGCACGCGCUACCCAUUUUGCAGCAGAGAAAGCCACAGCCUACUUCCUCUGCGGAGUCGUCGGACACGAUGUGGGCGGGCGAGGAGGACUUCGUGGUGGUGGAGGCGGCGGAGGGCGGCUCGGCGGAGUGCUCGGCCGCGUCGUCGGGCUCCGAGGCGGCCCCGCGGCCGCGCUCGCUGCCGCUGUCGCCGCCGCCCGCGCCCGCCGCGCUCUCCCCCGCGCACGGCCCGCACGCCCCGCACGGCCCGCACGCCCCGCACGCCCCGCACACCCCCGCGCACGCCCAGCCGCAGCCGCACCACCCCGCCGCGCUGCCGCAGCCGCAAUCCUCCACACACUUCCGGAACCCCUUUGACCUGACAUCUAAUAAUAAUAUUCCGCGAUCACAGCCUAUCGAUGUGCUCCGAUCGAAUAGUCGAAAUGCAACCAACAUCGGCUCGCUGUCACCACCCACUGUGCCGUUCACGAUGGGCACCACCCCGCGGUCGACGCGGCGCCGCAGCAGCAACUCGGGCAGCUCGCCGCCGCCCUCGCUGUGGCAGGUCUCGCCCACCAACGCCAGCCCGCUGCGCAGAUCCGGUUCGUCCCCGCCAGUGUCGCUGGCGUUGAAGGCGAGCAGCGAGGCGCCGGGCGGCGGCAGCUCCCCCAAGCGAAGUGCGGCCCUGCCCGACGCACUCGUGCGCGGCCUGCGGCUGCACCAGCCCGACCCGCCCCUCUACAUACCCAACCUGCAGGAGGAGACCAUACUCGCGGAGGAACACAGUAAAGUGUUCUCUCAACUCAAUUUCGUCCUGAUGUUAGCAGAGCUGCUCUCAGAUCUCGCCGUAUCUUGCGGAUCACCCAUUGCAGCUCUCAUGGAUGUCUCUGACGAGCGCUGUAACGAAAGCGUUCGCCUGGGUCUCCUGGUGCAAGCGAUGCAAGCACUCGCAGCCGGACUACAACUUGCGGCACAGCACUACCGCUCGCGAACGCUGCAGUCCACGCCACAAGUACGCCACGUUGUGUCACUGAUGAACGGGAAGUACAAGUGGAUAGUCAACGAAUCCAGGAGACUACAUGACUCUGGGAUCAUCCCCGCUGUAUGCGAUAAAAUUCUCUACGAGUAUGCAAUUGAGCAGUGUCAGAAGGCGGCACUGGAGGAGUUGUUCGGCGACGUGAAGGAGUGCGAGCGGCGCUACAUGUCGGCGCAGGUCCUGCUGCACUCGCUCGUUCAGCGGCACAUGCACCCGCACCACCGCACCACCCUCACAAACUAUCGAGAUGCAGUGCAGAAACGACUCAACUGCCUAAAGGGUCCACGUAAAAUAAUGGAUGUAAAACUCGAAACUGGGAUCUCAUAAUCUAAUAAGUUAAAAGUCAUAGUUAUAAGCACACAUCAAACAAGAUGAGAAGUGAUUUUAUUUUGUUCUCAAAAACUGACUCACAGUGAGGGAUAACCUAAUAAAUGAUAAAAAAAAGUGUAUAAAAUGACGGAUAAGUGAUUGAUAUAUAAAAAUCAUUGAAUGAUUAUUAACAGAGAUUGCAAUAGUGGAUUAUAUUUUUUUAUGUGGAGCACUAGACUUCAUAUAACCUGUAGCAUAUAUGUAUAUGAUCGUGUAGAACAUUCUAGUGUUGAAAGAAUGUUAUUAACCUCUAUAAAUUGAAAACAAAUUUAGUAUAGUUAUUCUCUUGCAUCAUUUUUAAAUAAAUGGUUGUAUCUUCUAGUAAGGUUUGUAACAGUAGUACAAGUUUUUCAUGAGGCGUUAUAUAAACUAAUUACAGUAAUAUUUCACCCAUUUUUAGCCAUGUGAGACUUAAUCAUAAAAAAUGAAAAAAAAUUAGAGUAGUGAAAGUAGUAUUGUUUCCAAUUAAGUCUUAUAAGUAAAUUAACAUUUUAUUAUUACCGACUAUAAGUGUAUUAUGUAAAUGCAAUCUAUGAUAUAUCUCGAUAUAGAUACAAUGCUAUAGAGAUCUCAUUAUUGACCAAUAACAUUAUGGCAUUUUUAGGUUAAGUUACAAAUUAUAAGUAUUUCUUUUGAAUCUAGUAUGAAUUUUUGUGUAUUUUUUUCAAGUCAUAAUUAUAAAUUUCGUAUACCUAUUGCCAAUUGUGAUCAUAUUAUUAUGUUUUUUCCUCAAACAUGUUCAAUGCUUUACUGAAAAUAAAAUAAAGACUGUUGUAUUAUAAA